UAACAUUAUAUGUUAACGUCACUGCUGCUGCCACAAGGAAUUAAACGUGAUGUCGUUCGAUUAAUUUAGCUGAAAUGAAAAGCAUUUGUACCAAGGUGUACUAGUACAGGAAUGCUAAGCUAAUAAGCUACCCCCUUGCCCUGGAUUUUUGGGGGGCGCUUGUCAGAAGGUAGGUUAGGCCUUGCGUGGUCCGUUUGGGGCUCCGCUUCUGUUGGUUGAGUGUUGAGCCGAGCAGUGUGAGCCACAGUCCCUGAACGGGGACAGAACACACCCAAGACAGUGUGUGUGUGUGUAUACGUGCCUUCAUGAGGAUCCUGGUGAGAUGAAUAAGCCGCCGCAGCCUCUAACGGGUCCCCCCCCCUCUGCUCUCCCACACCCCCCCCGCACCCUCCCCCGGCCUCCCGCAGCCUGGCUUCCCACCUCAGCAGCCGUCUGUUGUGUUUGCCACACCCCCUCCAAUGAACCCUGCACAGCAGCCUCCCCGACGUACCGCGCCCCCUAUGUCACACCGCAGCAGUACCAGGUCACAGGAUCCCCUGGGUUCUACCCCGGAACCAGCCCAGGAGAUUACGCUGGUCCGUACUAUCCGGCUCAGCCCCAGUUUACUCCCCCUGUUCAGCCUGCUGCCCCUGUGCUCAUAAGCCCCGCCCCCCAGCAACAGGCUCCUCCCCAACAACAGCAGCAAGCUCAACCCAAACGGGAACGCAAACAGAUACGUAUCAGAGACCCUAACCAGGGUGGAAGAGACAUCACAGAAGAGAUUAUGUCAGGUGGUAGAUCCGCCUUGACCCCAACUCCCCCACAGUCUGCCAUGUCAGUCCCAGAGGGGGGAGCUGGUCCCCAUGCCAACGGUGAGAACGCCUCACCUGCUGCUAUGGCACCCAAAACAGAUUCCAAAGGGAAGGCUCUGCCCCCUCGGGCCAUGCCCCUCUCACAGGAAGUGCCCAUCCCCCCCGGGGAGGACCUGCUUUCAGACGCGCCCCCGACGCCUCCCCCAACCAGCCCCAUUAGCGACACGGUGGAUGCGCCUCCCCCUCCCGCCCUGCUCCUCAAGAAGAAGCCUCCGGAACCGCCCUCGGCUCCGCCUCCAGGUGUGACGAAAGCGACGCUUGCCGUGGCGUCGGUGUCCCAGCCGCUGGAGUCUCCGAUCGCGCAGCCAGAGGAACUGCAGCUGUACAACGGCCUGGCACCAGGGGGCGCCGUGCACGUCAGCCCCAUCGCCGAGCCAGACACGCAGAGAGAGGCCCCACUGCCCUCCGCUGAUGCCCCCCCGCACACCCCCUCUGCCAAGGAGACGCCCGCACCAACCCCCAAAGAUGCUCCGCUUCUCCGAGCCAAGGACACACCUGCUGCUGUGGCGGUGGAAACACCUGCAUCUGUCGUGAAGGACACACCUGCCUGUGUCGUCAAGGAGACAUCUCCACCUCUCGUCAAGGAGACGCCUGCACCAAUUGUCAUGGAAGUGUCUGUUCCCUUUGUCAAGGAAACACCUUCAGCUGUUGCCAAGGAGAGGUCUGAACCUGUUGUCAAGGAGACGCCUGCAGCAGUUACCAAGGAGACGCCUGCAGCAGUGGUCAAGGAGACGCCUGCAGCAGUGGUCAAGGAGACGCCUGCAACAGUGGUCAAGGAGACGCCUGCAACAGUGGUCAAGGAGACGCCUGCAACAGUGAUCAAGGAGACGCCUGCAACAGUGAUCAAGGAGACGCCUGCAACAGUUGCCAAGGAGACGCCUGCAACAGUUGCCAAGGAGACGCCUGCAACAGUUGCCAAGGAGACGCCUGCAGCUGUGGUCAAGGAGAGUUGUGAGCCUGUUGCCACGGCUCCAGUUGCAGAUGCUAAGAUGGCUGCCACUCCUGUUGUAAUGGAGAGGGCCAGUAAGGCUGACCCUGGUGCAUGUCCUGCACUAGCCCCUGGACCAAUCUCUGAGCCAGUCGCCCAGGCAACUGUUGCCGAGGCCAAUCCUCGUCCCAUUGUCAAAGACACACCUCAGACUGUUGCCACAAAAAGCCAAUCAGAUGUCACUGCCAAGGCAACGCCUGUUACUACUGGCCUCCCCGAGGAGAGGGACGAUGCGCCCCCCCCACAAGCCCCUGCUCCAGAAAGCACUAUGCAAGCUGCUAUCUCUGUGCCAAAGAAGAAGAGGAAGAUGAAGGACCUAAACAAAAAGGAGGCGGUGGGAGACCUUCUUGACGCCUUUAAAGAGACCGUGCCGACACCCCCUGAACCGGAGAAGACCACGCCCAUAGUCCCACCCCCUAAGGAAGAGGCCACACCCACAGUCACGCCCGCUGAGGAACUUGACGAGACGUGGGAGGAGAAAGAGGACAAGCUCGAUGCAGCGAACAGCCAACCACAACGUCCCCCUCUGGCCACACCCCCCGAGAACAGCCAACCACCACGCUCCUCCCCGGCCACACUCCCCGAGGACAGCCAACCACAAAUCCCCUCUCUGGCCACACCCCCCGAGGACAGCCAACCACUGAACUCCUCCCCGGCCACACCCCCUGAGAACAACCAAUCAAAGCGCUCGUCGCCGGCCACGCCCACUGAACAGAUAUAUCAGUACAAAGAGGAGGAAUGGAAGCCUGUGGACCUGGAGGCUAAGAAGAGCUAUGACCGAGAGUUCCUGCUUGGCUUCCAGUUCAGUAGCGCCUGUAUGCACAAACCAGAGGGCCUGCCACACAUCAGCGACGUGGUGCUGGACAAGGCUAAUAAGACUCCUCUGCGGCCCAUGGAUCCGUCUCGGCUGCCCAGCAUGAGCUCUGGGCCGGACUUCACACCCUCCUUCGCCAACCUCGGCAGACAGCCCUCGGGCGGACGAGGACCGCCGUCCUCUGGUCUGCCCGGUCCGAGGCGUUCUGGUCAGGGUGCGCGUAAGGAGCCGCGUAAGAUCAUCACCAGCAUGUCUCUGAGCGACGACGUCCAGCUGAACCGCGCCGAGAAGGCCUGGAAGCCGGGGGCCAAGCGCCGAGUCGGGGGGCCGGAGGGAGGUGGGCGGCGGGGUGGCGGCAGCGAUGGCCAGACGGAGGAGCUGUUCCGGCGCGUCCGCAGCGUGCUCAACAAGCUGACCCCACAGAUGUUCCAGCCGCUCAUGAAGCAGGUCACGGAGAUGGUCAUCGACACCGAGCCCCGCCUUAAGGGCGUCAUCGACCUGGUGUUCGAGAAGGCCAUCUCCGAGCCCAACUUCAGUGUAGCCUACGCCAACAUGUGCCGCUGCCUCAUGGGGCUGAAAGUGCCUAUGGCGGAUAAGCCUAAUGUCACGGUGAACUUCCGCAAGCUUCUGCUGAACCGCUGUCAGAAGGAGUUUGAGAAGGACCAGGACGACGACGAGAUCUUCGAGAGGAAGCAGAAAGAGUUGGAGGCUGCCACAGAGGAGGAGGUGCAGCAGCGCCUGAAGGAGGAGCUGGAAGAGGCCAAGAACCAGGCGCGGAGGCGGUCGCUAGGCAACAUCAAGUUCAUCGGGGAGCUGUUCAAGCUGAAGAUGCUGACGGAGCCCAUCAUGCACGACUGCGUGGUCAAGCUGCUCAAGCACCACGACGAGGAGAGCCUGGAGUGCCUCUGCCGCCUGCUGUCCACCAUCGGCAAGGACCUCGACUUCCACAAGGCUAAGCCACGGAUGGAUCAGUACUUCCACCAGAUGGAGAAGAUCAUUAAGGAGAGGAAGACCUCCUCAAGAAUCCGCUUCAUGCUGCAGGAUGUGCUGGACCUCAGACGGUCCGGUUGGGUGCCUCGGCGUGGUGACCAGGGUCCGAAGACCAUCGAGCAGAUCCAUAAAGAUGCGGAGUUGGAGGAGGCGCGGGAGCAGGUGAAGGUCCAGCAGCAGCUGCUGUCCAAGAAGGACGGCCGAGGGGGGGGUCCAGGAGGCCCGCGGGGGGGGCCACACACACACGCGGCUGGGGGCAGCCGAUCCGCCAACCAGGCGCCAGACGAGGGCUGGAACACUGUGCCCAUCUCCACCAAGAACCGCUCCAUCGACCCCACGCGCCUCACCAAGAUAACCAAGCCCGGAGCGCUGGACUUGAAUACCACACUUCUGGCCCCAGGGGGUAAAGGGAUGUGGGGCAGCUGGGGCAAAGGAAGCAGCGGAGGGACUGGAACCAAGCCCAGCGACGCCGCUCAGGACUCUGCUCGUACCAGUACUCUGAAUCGUUUCUCAGCGCUGCAGCAACCUUCGUCCUCAGCACCGGAACCCGACAGGAGAGCCCCACAGAGGAACAGUUCCAGUCGGGAGCGGGGAGAUCGCUUCGAUCGGAUGGAUCGGGGCGGAGACCGCUUGGAGCGGCGUGAUGACCGGGGGGUGGAGCGUAGCCGCGAGGAGCGUCAGCGGGAGGAGCGUCCCCGCGCGCCCAUGAGCACGCGCAGCUACAGCCACGAGAGAGACCAGCGGCCGGCAGACGCCAUGCGCCGCGUUGCCAGUGGCAACAACCAAUCAGAGCGCGGUAGUCGCGAGCGGGGCGGGAGCAAAGAGAGCGUGAAGCGUGAAACUGCCCCCACUCCCCCCCCUGCCCCGACUAAACCAGCUCUGAGUGAAGAGGAGAUGGAGAAGAAAUCCAGCGCCAUCAUCGAGGAGUACCUCCACAUCAACGACCUGAAGGAGGCUCUGCAGUGUGUGUCUGAGCUGCAGUGUCCCUCCCUGCUGGGCUUGUUUGUGCGCGUGGGCAUCGAGGCGACUCUGGAGAGAAGCUCCAUGGCCCGGGAACACAUGGGUAUGCUGCUCCAGCAGCUCAUCAAAGCAGGAACGCUCAGCACACAACAGUACUACAAGGGUCUCUAUGAGAUCCUGGAGGUGGCUGAGGACAUGGCCAUUGACAUUCCCCACAUCUGGCUCUACCUGGCUGAGAUCAUUGCUCCCAUGCUCCAGGAGGGAGGCAUCCCCAUGGGCACGCUCUUCAGGGAGGUGGCCAAGCCGCUGCAGCCUAUGGCAAAAGCAGGAGUGUUGCUGGCUGAGAUCCUCAACCUGCUCUCCAAAGGAAUGAGUCAUAAAAAGAUUGCAUCUAUGUGGCUGGAGGCGGGGCUUAACUGGAGGGACUUCCUGCCGGAGGACGAAGACGUCAACAAGUUUGUGACUGAAAAGACGGUAGAGUACACCGUGGGCUCAGAGACGGAGAAGCGAGCCGAGCUGCGCAGUCCUCAACAGCUGAGAGAGGAGCUAGAGCGCCUCCUGCAGGACAAACCAGACAACCAGCGCAUCUACGACUGGGUGGAGGCGAACCUGGAUGAGAAGCAGGUGGUGUCCAGUGCGUUUGUGAGAGCAUUGAUGAUCGCCGUUUGUCAGGCUGCAGUCAUCUGUGAGAAGCCUUAUAAGGUGGACGUGGAGCAGAUUACCCAGAGGGCCGUGCUGUUGCAGCGCUACCUGAAAGGUGAGGAGAAGGAGCUGCAGGCCCUCUACGCCCUCCAGAGUCUGAUGGUGCAACUGGAACAACCGCCCAACCUGCUGCGGAUGUUCUUUGACGUUCUGUACGACGAGGACGUGAUCCGGGAGGAGGCGUUCUACCGCUGGGAGUCGAGUAAGGACCCGGCGGAGCAGGUGGGCAAAGGCGUGGCCCUAAAGUCCGUCACCGCAUUCUUCACCUGGCUACGGGAGGCCGAGGACGAAUCAGACAACAGCUAGAGACAGGCCCCGCCCCCGGUGCUGUGGAGCGCCGGACGGGACGGGACGGGAGGAGGAGGAGACUCGUGGAGCGGAGCGGGAGAGAGAGAGUGGCGUGGGCCGCGUGGGAGCGCUUGUGUUGAAUGUGUUUCAGAUGCUGCCUUCUGUCCUCACAGGGCCCAGCUCCAGGCCUGCAGUGCGUUCUGGGAAAAUAGACUCUCUUUUCCCCCCUCUUAAUUUAGUUUUCUCUCUCUCACUCUCUCCCUCUCCUCGAUGUCCUGUUGCCAUAGGGAAUCCAUGACAACCGAAGAGAGUGUGUGUGUGUGUGAAAGUAAUGCUGUUCAAAUCUUUAUUUUUCAGAAAUUGUGUGGAUGGGAUUCUCUGUGUGUGUGUGUGUGUGUGUGUGUGUGUGUGUGUGUGUGUGCGUGAGACAGGCUUCUGCAGUGUGACUUUGUUCUUCCUGGUUUUCAUACGUGGGAAGGAUAUGCUAAUGAGGACAGCAAUGGGAAGCUGUGAUCGGCUCCUGCUCACUUCCUGUCUGUAGAGUGACAGGACAGGGGCGAGGCCAACAAAGGAUGUGAACUUUGAACUUUGUCUGCCGAGUGGGCAGCGCUGUCCAAACAGCCCCCUCUGGCCCCUGGACGUCAUCCCCCUUUCUCAGAAAGGAGAAGAGAAGAGAAGAGAAGGAGGGAUGGGCAAAGGACGAGUAUGAGGCACUAAUGUCUCAACUUGAAAUCCUCUCCUGAGGCCGCUGGGACGCGCGCGCGUGCGUGCGUGUGUGUGUGUGUGUGUGUGUGUGGAACACACUCGUUUGAAGAGAAACGACUUCUUGCUUUUCUUCUGAAAGCGCUUAACCACCCCACUUGUUCUCCACACUCGUUCUUCAUCCCUCGCUCCCUCUCUCUUCAUGGCCGAGGGAGAGGUGGAGGCACCCAGUUUAUUGAUUACAAAUUGAAUCACAUUUUUGUAAAUAAUUUUUUGUUUUGUGUUCUGUCUGGGCUUUUCUUUCUGAAGUAUUUAAUGAAGAGAAAACUAAUAGCUUCUUUACACAGCUCUGAACUGGACAAAACAAUAAAUAAUAUUGCAGUUAAAAAGCA
Alosa sapidissima (American shad) is the source of this 6687-nucleotide messenger RNA. RefSeq names its product eukaryotic translation initiation factor 4 gamma 1. Gene Ontology annotation, molecular function: protein binding; translation initiation factor activity; mRNA binding. Gene Ontology annotation, cellular component: eukaryotic translation initiation factor 4F complex. Lineage: Eukaryota; Metazoa; Chordata; Actinopteri; Clupeiformes; Clupeidae. The record is from RefSeq and is a predicted model, not a curated record.